Annulohypoxylon maeteangense is the source of this 2578-nucleotide messenger RNA. Its product is annotated as HEC/Ndc80p family-domain-containing protein. The transcript has 3 exons. The coding region runs from base 148 to 2346 and encodes 732 amino acids. The record is from RefSeq and is a predicted model, not a curated record. Gene Ontology annotation, cellular component: Ndc80 complex. Gene Ontology annotation, biological process: attachment of mitotic spindle microtubules to kinetochore. Lineage: Eukaryota; Fungi; Ascomycota; Sordariomycetes; Xylariales; Hypoxylaceae.
GAGCCAUUGAAAUCCUCGGUUUCUGUUUCUCCAAUCUCCAAUUUGCUAAACUUUACAGAGCACAAACUUUGGGAAUUCUUCAAUCUUAUUAGAAGAUAAGCAUUUCCUCAUUUGCUUCGCACUCGCUAUUUCUUAUAUUUUACCACAAUGUCCCAAGAGCCGGGACUUUGGAGUGUCCGUCGGCCGCGAGAGACUCUUGGUGGUAUCAAUCCUAAUACUGCUAUACCUCAACCAGCAUCAGCGAUGAAGAGAUCGAACUCGAUUGGCGGAAAUGGCGGUAGCGGCUUUUCUAGUAGCCAUAUGCGAUCUAUGUCGGGAUCUAGACAAUCCCUUCUCGCUCGCCCUAGCCAGCCUAUGUUCUCGCGAUCUUCAUCCGGCGCCAACUUAGCCGAUGUAGGAAUGUCGUCAGUGAAGCGCUCAUCCUUUCAGAAUGUCCCCGGUUCCACGAUAAAAAGCUACGCUUCUGGCGGUGUGCCCAUGCGCAACUCCGAGAGCGAACGAAGAAGUAGUGUUUACCGCUCUCGAACGUCUACAAACGGUCCCGGAAACCACCAAAGCUUCUUUCAACAAGCACCGCAGGCUGCUGGCGUACCACGCGACCCGCGACCAUUAAAGGAUCGAUCAUUCCAGGCGCGAAUCGGUCAGGAGCUCUUAGAUUAUCUAUCGCAACAUAACUUUGAGAUGGAAAUGAAACACACACUAUCGCAUAACAUAAUCAAGUCGCCUACCCAGAAGGAUUUUAACUACAUGUUCCAAUGGCUAUAUCAUCGCAUCGACCCGAGCUACCGUUUCCAGAAGAACAUAGAUCAGGAGGUUCCUCCAAUCUUAAAGCAACUUCGUUACCCUUACGAUAAGAGUAUUACCAAAUCGCAAAUCUCUGCGGUGGGUGGCCAGAACUGGAGUACCUUUUUAGGCUUACUGCAUUGGAUGAUGCAAUUAGCACAGAUGCUCGAAGGCUAUUCAUGCAACCGCUAUGAUGAAGCUUGUAUAGAGAGUGGAGUAGACGUGGGUGGCGAUCAUAUCAUUUUCGACUUUCUAAGUUCAGCGUACAGAGAUUGGCUUGCUAUGGACGAGGACGCUGGCGACGAUGAUGCCGAGAGAGUACUUGCGCCCCACGUUGGAUCUAUGGCCGCAGCUUUCGAAAGGUCAAAUUCUAAAUAUUUAUCAGAGCUUGAGAUGCUCGAAGCGGAGAACGCUCGACUACUCAAGGAUAUCGAGGAUUUGGAAAAGUCAACUCCCGAUCCUCGUGUUCUUGACAAUCAUUUCAAGAUUAUGGAAGAGGAUAAGAUCAAAUUCGAGGAGUACAAUGCGCUUGCUGAAUCAAGGACUGAGAAAUACGAAAGCCGUAUUAAAGUCUUACAAGAAGAACUUGAUAAGCUAAUGGAGGAACUGAAGGAAGCUGAGGAGGAACGUCGUGAAUUGCAGAAAGAAGUCGAUGGCCAAGGUAUUAGCAUGCAGGAUAUUGACCGCAUGACUUCGGAACGCGAAAGACUUCAAAAGGGCAUAGAGUCCGCUACACAACGACUUGAUGAAGGGAAGAAAAGAGUGGCAGACAAAGAAAUGGAAGCUAGCCGCAAGCUCGACGAUCUAGAAAGACUCGUCGACAAGUACAACACUCUCGCUUACCAGAUCGGCCUCAUUCCUUCGUCGGCAGUAAAUGCCAAAGGCGAGUCAUACGAAUUGGCAGUGACUGUCAAUGAAUCAGACUUCACAGGCUCUAUUAUGAAGGGGUCGUAUUCGACGGGAGGAAGUGAACGCCUACUAGCCGAUCCGGUGACCGGCUAUCAACCAGCGCAUAUCCUUAACUUGGAUUUGCGCGGGCACGUUAAGAACGACUUCCUAGCUCUAAGGAAGGAGAUUUCGGAACGACGGACCGCAGCCAUGGAUGUCAUGAUGAAGGAUCACGAUCUGCUCGAUGGUAUUAAGGAAGCAAUCGAGGACAAACGAAACGAGGUCGAGGCUCUAGAACACAGAGUCAGAGCCGCAGAAGAGGAGUACGAGAAGACCAAGGAGAUCACCAACACCUCGAAAUUGGCCUCGGAUGCACAAAUCGAGAAGACGGAGAAAGAACUCGCCAAGAUGCGAGCCCAACUUACCGAAUCCGUUCAGCUGAUGGAGCAAAGAGAGAUGAACACCAACAUCGAAUAUGAACAAUUAACCCUCCGAGCGAACUCAUUACGUGAGGAACUACACACGGAGAUCGAGAGGAUGCUUAACGAUAUCAUCAAAUUCAAGGUCCAUAUCCAGAAGAACCUGGAAGACUACGAGGGCUUCGUAGCAGAUGAGCUUGAGAAGGAACUCGGUAGUGACGAGAUGAGAGACGAUACCCGCGGCAUUGGGAUGUGAUUUAAAUUUGCUUGGUUAACCCAAGCUGGUUGUUGUGUUGGCGUUUCUCGGUGUUGCCUUGUACGGAGUUCGGUUGGACUACAAGUGAUGACCGUAAUGAUGCAGUGGACGCUUUGAAUGAUGGUUAAGGAUACCUCUUGUCUGGGAAAGUUUCAUUCUUACGGUCGAUUGUUAUAAUGCGAGUUUCAAUACAUGAUUAAAAACAAAUUAGUACAUCGUAACUGUGAACAAC